AUGGCUCCUAUUCGAAAACUCAUCCUCGCUCUGGCUUUGGACUUCCUCCAAGUCCAAGCCCAGUGCCCUACCCUCCCAUCUUCCCCGUCUCUACAAACAAUCUCAACCCUCCCUGACCCAUUCUCCUGGUACCCUGCCCAAGAGGGCCGCAUCUCCAGUGCAGAAGACUGGACCUGCCGGCGCUCGCACAUUACCACGCUCCUGCAGCAGCUCGAGCUCGGCGAGAAACCACCCACCCCGUCCUCAGUCACCGCAACCCUAUCCAGCAACACCCUCUCAAUCACGGCAACUGAGUCUGGAAACAGCAUAUCUUUCGAUGUGGACAUAUCGUACCCUGCAUCAGGUAACGGACCGUUCUCGGCUAUAAUCGCCUACGGCGCUCUUAGUCUCCCUCUCCCCGAAGGCAUCGCAACAAUCACCUUCCCCAACGACCUAAUCGCCGAACAAACUGACACAUCCAGUCGUGGGAAAGGUCUAUUCUACGACCUCUAUGGAUCGGAUCAUUCGGCCUCUGCCAUGACGGCAUGGGCCUGGGGUGUAUCCGUUCUCAUUGAUGCCUUGGAACAGUCUGAUUCCACUGCCGAUAUCGACACGACCAGACUGGCCGUCACAGGCUGUUCGCGAAACGGCAAAGGCGCGCUCAUCGCCGGCGCAUUCGACGAUCGGAUUGCCCUGACGAUUCCGCAGGAAUCUGGCACAGGCGGGACAGGAUGCUGGCGGCUUGCAGACGCCGAAGAUGCAGAGGCCGGGGCUGGGUCUGUGCAGACGGCAAGCCAGAUCGUGACGGAGAAUGUAUGGUUCUCGACCUCGUUCGAGGCGUAUGUUGACGAUGUGAAUUCCCUGCCGUUUGACCACCAUAUGCUGGCUGGAUUGAUCGCCCCGCGGGCGUUGCUCUCGCUUGAUAAUGUCGGUUAUGAGUGGCUAGGGCCUUGGUCGUCGCUGGGGUGUAUGCAGGCUGCGAGGAGCGUGUGGGAGGCACUGGGCGUCGGGGAUCGGAUGGGCUAUUCGUUGGCGAGUGACCAUAGCCAUUGCCAGUUUCCAGAGGAGCAGAGUGGUGAUUUGGAUGUCUUUCUUCGCAGGUUUUUGCUGGGUGAGGAGGUUGAGACGGAUGUUGAGAAGGAUUAUCCCAGCUUGGGGUUUGACCGUGAUGCCUGGGUUGACUGGGACGUGCCAGUUCUGUGA
Molecule: messenger RNA, 1182 nt
Organism: Aspergillus versicolor CBS 583.65
Lineage: Eukaryota; Fungi; Ascomycota; Eurotiomycetes; Eurotiales; Aspergillaceae
Product: putative extracelular cellulose binding protein (Cip2)
Exons: 1
Coding region: 1-1182 (393 amino acids)
Source: RefSeq, a predicted model, not a curated record